CUCCCCGACGCCGAAGACUCCAUUUGUGAGCAAAGCCGAACGAUGCGAGCUCUCGCUCCUGUUGCCGCCGCCCAGUAACGAGAAACAACUGAGAAAUCUGCCGAAUCCCCCGUUUAGCAGAAAAACCCAGGACCGUGUCAUUUCCGAGACGAACCGCAAAGAGACGGACACAAGCUGUCGUUUCCAAUUUGUUAUCUCUCACCGUCGCUGGCAGGAUUUAAUGCUUUAGCUGUAGUCACCGAGUGAGAGAGAGAGAGAGAGAGAGAGAGAGAGAGAGAGAGAGAGAGCCUAGGGAAGGGACAAGGAAGAAGAGCUAGCAUUUCAUAAAGGGAAAAACGGAUUGCUCGCUAUUUCCGCCGCACCUUUUCACUAUUUUGGAGCACACGCAGAGCCGAGGUUGGUCUAGCCAUGGGAUGUACACUGAGCGCCGAGGAGAGAGCGGCUUUGGACAGGAGCAAAGCGAUCGAAAAGAACCUGAAGGAGGACGGAAUCACUGCGGCCAAGGAUGUGAAACUGCUCCUGCUAGGGGCUGGAGAGUCCGGGAAAAGCACCAUCGUCAAACAGAUGAAGAUUAUCCAUGAGGAUGGCUUCUCUGGAGAUGACGUGAAGCAGUAUAAGCCUGUGGUGUAUAGCAACACCAUCCAGUCUUUGGCUGCCAUUGUUCGUGCCAUGGACACCCUCGGCCUGGAGUAUGGGGACAAGGAGCGCAAAGCUGAUGCCAAGAUGGUGUGUGACGUUGUGAGUCGCAUGGAGGACACUGAGCCCUACUCUCCUGAGCUCCUGACCGCCAUGAUGCGUCUGUGGGCUGAUUCAGGCAUUCAAGAGUGCUUCAGCCGCGCCCGUGAGUACCAGCUCAACGACUCAGCCCAAUAUUACCUAGAUAGUUUAGAUAGGAUUGGUGCUGCAGACUACCAGCCUACAGAGCAGGACAUUCUGAGGACCCGAGUGAAGACCACUGGAAUUGUCGAGACCCACUUCACCUUCAAGAACUUGCACUUCAGGCUGUUUGAUGUGGGAGGUCAAAGGUCAGAAAGGAAGAAGUGGAUCCACUGCUUUGAGGAUGUGACUGCCAUCAUCUUCUGUGUGGCUUUAAGUGGUUAUGAUCAGGUGCUGCAUGAAGAUGAGACCACGAACCGCAUGCACGAGUCCUUGAAGCUGUUUGAUAGCAUCUGCAACAACAAAUGGUUCACAAACACCUCCAUCAUUCUUUUCCUUAACAAGAAGGACAUAUUUGAGAAGAAAAUAAUGAAAUCGCCCUUAACUGUCUGCUUCCCCGAGUACACAGGGCCGAACGUGUUCCUGGAGGCAGUGGCUUACAUCCAGUCGCAGUACGAAAGCAAGAACAAGUCCUUCAAUAAAGAGGUGUAUGCGCACAUCACCUGUGCCACUGACACCAACAAUAUCCAGUUUGUCUUCGACGCUGUCACUGACGUCAUCAUCGCCAACAAUCUGCGCUUCUGUGGUCUAUACUGAGCCUGAGUUUGCACUCAGAUCUUUUAUAUGUUCCUGUUUUGUUCUCUAAGUCUAUCUCUUCAGUGGUGGACAGCAGAAUGAAAGAGCCUCCUCUACAGUCAGGAGAUAAGUUCAGUUUAAGAUUAAGACCUAGCUAUUGAUUUAGGCACAGUGUGGAAUUCUCACAUUCACACAUCACUGUUUAAAGAAGCUGACACGGGGAUGAGAUACAAAUUGAAUACAUUUAAAUACCCUGCUAUCCUCAUCCAGUCAUGUCACCUUUGUCCCUGUAAUUAUCUAAUCUUAAAAUGAUCUCCAUUAUUAUUCAAAGGCCAAAUAAUGAAGUAAAAUGUGGUCAAAUCAUCAGUAAAAUCUUGUAAAGCUUGUAGCAUUGUUUGCCUCACAUGGGCCUUACUGCUGUAGCGCAUGUAUAUUAGUCUUUUAAGACCUCCUCACAUUUACAGUGCCAUAGGUAUGUUUUUUUUUAUGUUGUCAAAACUUGAAUCUCUUUAAGUAAAUGGCAUUAAUAAUUCCAACCAACAAAUGAUGCCUUGAGCAGCUCUUCUGCAGAAAAGGUUCUGCCUCAACAUAAAAAAAACACAACUCAAAUUAUACACUAUACCACUUAUUUGUAUUCUUCCGGUUAAAAUAUAAACGCUAAAAAUACAAUAUUUUAUAUUUAUAGUGGGACUGAAGGUAUAAUAGGAAUUUAUUUUUUAAAAUAUAAUUUUUUUUUUACAUUGUAACAUUUUUCAUGGUGUAUAUAGUCAAAGCUGUGAUUCCACUUUGAUUUUAUUCUGCAGAUCAGAUAUAAUGACAGAAACUGAAGAUUAAUUAGGAAUGAUCAAACCACUUGUGCUGUGUUUUUCACUGUCUGGUGUUGUGCUUUAGGCCUGUGCAUUCAGUGCAGCAAAUGUGCAUUAGCUGUCUGUCAUUCUGUACAGUUUAAUGAUUAUGUCAGAAUGGCUGAGCUAAUACACCUCAGGUUGUCUGCUGUUUAUUUUAGCCCUAGUCUAUAACUACAUAAAGCCUCCAAUCAAUCUCUCCUUUGUCUUCACCCUCCCCUCCCUCCCCUGUGUUAUUGUUUGUUACAGAGUUUGCUGAUAUCCUUGCCUCCUUUUAAGGUUGAGAGAAAGAGAACUUCAACGGGGGGCAGGAAGUAUUUUUAUUCUGGGUUUGACUGGCUGCAAAAAGGCAGAAAGAUCAAACAGUAAUCUAUAAUGUUGGGAAGGCAUCCCAAAGAAUCAUGGAAUUGGCCAUAUCUGAAUUUAAUUAGAAAUGAUGUUUUAGUUACAGACACAUUGCAAUAUUCAUUCUGCCAUUUACCUAAUAAGGAGCACUUAGAGAAAGUGGAAUACUGGAGUCAGAAGACACUCAGCAUAUACAGUACUUCUGUACCCAUUAUCUAUGUGGAUGUAUGUCAUGUUAGGUAGCUGCUUCACUAAUGGAUGGCCUCAGAGCUAUAUUUGCCAUAGAUUUUAGGUGUCCUAAUUUUCCUGUUGCUCCUUGAUUGUACAGCACCGCUGAGAGUAUCAUUGCUGGGUCACCUUAUGGAUCUUGAAUGUAGCAUUUGUAAGACUUUAGUAGUCAUUUCUUCCUAAUGCUGGAAACUCCAAAAUCAAAGCAGCAGCAAAUCAGGGUAGUUACACUGCAGUGUUUCUAAUUAUUAUAUAUGGUACAUAAAGCACUAUCAAGCAUUGAGAUUGUGCUUAAUCACUGGCAAGAUUUUGACAGUAAUUUCUUUUCCCCCCUGAUUAAGUGAACAGUCUUCAGAUGAAAUGAAGUUUCAUAAUAGGAUGUUCUGCUGAUGAUGACGCAAGCUUCUCCUGCUGUUGAAGUACAUUUGAAUGAGUGUGUGUAUGUGUGUGCAAACACCGGCUAAGUGACAGAAGAGCAUUGCAUUCUGAAUCAGUGAGCUCUCAGCAUCUCAGCUGGAAGGUCAUUAUGUGUCUUGUUGCAAAUGCAAAACAAACACUUCACUCUCUUAUCCAUCCAAAUGUGAGAGGCUUUCCAUGUUAACAACAGCCUUCUCCCAGCUCUAUUUCUCGUUUCAUUUCUCUUCAUUGCUCUUCCGAAGAAUGAGCAUGGCCUUAAAGCCUGCUUUUCCACCAGCCUAAUGGUCAAAAAGCUUUAUGCUUCUGAUUAGGUGAAUGAUCAGCAUUAGCUUGUAGUUGCAAGGUAUAAAGGAAAUGAUGCUGUGUUGGUCCUGAGAUGUAUGGGAAAUAAAGUUGUGGGGCGGUCAAAAAGAUUUGUGGGUAAUUGAAUCAGGGGCACAUUGAGUGACUAAUGGCUGAUUGUUCCUGUGGUUUUAUAUGGGCUACAACAGCUGGUACUGCAGCCAGACAGUUGUCAGCAUUAGCUCUGAUUUAUGAUUGAAUAGAAAUAAUCCAUUUGACAUCACAUUACCUGUUGGAAUUAGUUUUAUGGCCGAUUAAAAGAAAUCUUAAAAGGGGACGGUAAAAGAACUUCUGGAAACAGAGCCCUGUUUUUAUGCUCUUUCAUUGUUGCAAGGGAUAUUUGAGUCUCUUUCAUAAAUCAAUCAUUUUUUUAUUAAUUUAUUCAGUGCAAGUAUCAUUAACACUACCAUUGUUGAACUUUCAGUCAACGUAUGAUUAGUUAUAAAACAGGACGCUUGCCUCACAGUUGGACAGUGGUUUUAAAUAAAACCAUCCAUGAUUAAAAGAUCCUGGACUGGGGAAUGGAUUUCAUUAUUGGUAUAAGUGCCAAGCACUGGGUGCUGUUUAGAGUGCCAUCUGUUCAUCUUUCAUUGCAAAGCACCUAGAUGUAGACUCUGUCUAAUACCCUAAUAUCUGAUGACAGCAUCACUGUGUCUUUGUCGGUUUCGUGUCUAUCUGCUGUAGUUUUGUCAGUCACUGCUCUUGAUUAUUUAUUCAACAAUGGAUGUGUAUUUGUGUGUAUGUAUUUAUAUGAACUGAAUAAAGUUCCACUUGAAAUGCA
Silurus meridionalis is the source of this 4410-nucleotide messenger RNA. It is a transcript of the gene gnao1a, whose product is annotated as guanine nucleotide binding protein (G protein), alpha activating activity polypeptide O, a. Gene Ontology annotation, biological process: adenylate cyclase-modulating G protein-coupled receptor signaling pathway; G protein-coupled dopamine receptor signaling pathway. Gene Ontology annotation, molecular function: corticotropin-releasing hormone receptor 1 binding; GTP binding; G protein-coupled serotonin receptor binding. Gene Ontology annotation, cellular component: heterotrimeric G-protein complex. The transcript has 8 exons. The coding region runs from base 409 to 1473 and encodes 354 amino acids. The record is from RefSeq and is a predicted model, not a curated record. Lineage: Eukaryota; Metazoa; Chordata; Actinopteri; Siluriformes; Siluridae.